AGUUGGACAGAUUAUCAGCAUUACAGCAAAGGUAAACAGGGCAUUUACUACCAGUAUGGAGGUUGGUGUCAGAGUUACAUUACAGGACCCCUUAACUAAGGUUCAAAAACGAAUUUGUGUGGCUUUCUCUACAUACGUUACAAGGCCAGUAGGAAAAGAGAAGAUUAACCUAAAGCCAGUCAAGCUUCUCACUGUGCAAGAUUUCAUAGAGCAUGCCCUGGCUGCUGAGCGAAGAAAAAUUCGACUGGAUCAUGACCGUGUAGUUAAUGAUCUAAUGGAUAAAUGUGGCAUGGAUGAUGACCAUGUUUGCAGUAAAGAGAAAGAUGUGGUUUACACCGAUUGCACUCAUGUGCAGAGCAUUGAACUCGUCCUGCCUCCUCAUGCCAAUCAUCAAGGAAAUACAUUUGGUGGCCAAAUUAUGGCUUGGAUGGAAACAGUGGCUACUAUUUCAGCAAGCCGCCUGUGUCAUGUGCAUCCAACUCUGAAAUCUGUAGAUAUGUUUAAAUUCCGAGGACCUUCAACUGUCGGUGACCGCCUUAUUUUUAAUGCUAUAGUUAAUAAUACUUUUCAGAAAAGUAUUGAGGUUGGAGUUCGGGUUGAAGCAUACAAUUGUGAAGAAUGGGCCAAAGGUCAAGCACGGCAUAUUAACAGUGCCUUUCUUAUUUUCAAUGCUAUCAAUAAACAUGGAAAUGUUCAUAUUCCCAGAAUGAGUUCCAUGUCCAAGGAUGGCUUAAGAAGGUACCAUGGAGCUAUUGCACGUAAGAAAAUUCGAUUAUUCAGGAGAUAUGCUCUCUUGAAGAAAGAAAACUAUUUCACACCUGAUUUCUGGGACAUUAGCGACCAGUCACUCAUAAUCAAAAGCAAUGUUACAGCACUGACUGUCUUGGCAGCAAAGCCUGGAUGGGAGAUAUGUAUGAUUCUAAACCGUACAAAAAUGUACACUCUGGAGGAGGAAAAUGCUUUGUCAAUCAAGGUUGAAAUGCAAAUACAGAUACCUUUGAAACUGGCAUUCUUUCUUUUAUCUAACUUCUCACUUCAUAAGCAUUGGACUAAAUACUACUUAAACUGUAGAGUCAUGGAGUGUGUGACUGAAGAGGACAAAAUAUACCACAUUACAUCCUCAGUAUCAGCUAAUGGAAAUAAACCCAGAGAUUUUUUAAUUCUUGUGUCUCAAAGGGAACCUUCUAACACAGAAGAUCCUUACAUAAUAGCAGUGAAGUCAAUUGCUCUAACAGCUACUCUGCCUGCUCAUCAGAACUACCACCAAAAUGAAAUCCAGUGUGCUGGAUUCCUGAUCCAGACUCAUGAGGAUUCCUCUUUGGUUUCUGUCUUCAUCCAUGGUGUACAUAAUAUCAUGCCUUACUUUGCUGGAAACCUUGCUUGUCUGUGGGAAUCAAUAGAAGAUAUAGCAUCUAUGUGCAUCCAGUUCUUAGAAUCAGAGAACAGCAAAAUGAGCUACAUUUAACGCACCAACAUGGUAUAAAAAUGAUAAAAAUCCAUGAAAACUUUAUGAACUUUCAAUUUAACAAAGCAAUUGCCAUCUACUUCUUUGAAAUCAUCAUCAUGACAAUUGCACUAUCAUCCAAGGCUAACUGAAUGACCAUCUAACCAUUUUCUAAAUUUUACAAAUAUUCUUGUAAAUGCAAUCUAUAAUAUUAUUACAUUAUAAAUAUUUUAGAUGCAAAUGUUUAUUUUAAAGUGAACUUAAACCUGCUAUUUAUUAUAAUGUGUGUAUUAGGAGUCUGGACUAUAGAUAUGUUUCACAAUUUUGAAACUGUAUUUCUGUGCAAGUCACUUUGGCACAUGUUCUGUAUAAUAAAUCAGGCAACUUAAAAUAUGUUAGCUUUAAUAAAAAUGAUGGCUAAUUAUAAUUUUAUAUUAUAAUCUGAUCAAUAUGAUAAAGUUUAUACAACAUUCUGUUAAGUUGCCAUCAUUUAUUUAGAAAUUGUAUUUUUCAUAAGCAAAUAUUUGCUUAAUGACAUCACUGAGCAACCAAAAUUCCAAUUCCAAUUGUGUUCUAAGUUGGGUAUUACCUGUACUGAGCAAAGGCUGAGUGAUUAUGUAAUAUUUGGAAAUAUUUCCUUCCUGUUCAAAGCUAAUGGGCCAAUC
Molecule: messenger RNA, 2109 nt
Organism: Thamnophis sirtalis
Lineage: Eukaryota; Metazoa; Chordata; Lepidosauria; Squamata; Natricidae
Source: RefSeq, a predicted model, not a curated record